Suillus paluster is the source of this 725-nucleotide messenger RNA. RefSeq lists its product as uncharacterized. Bases 114 to 638 code for a protein of 174 amino acids. The record is from RefSeq and is a predicted model, not a curated record. The transcript is spliced from 2 exons. Lineage: Eukaryota; Fungi; Basidiomycota; Agaricomycetes; Boletales; Suillaceae.
UCUGGUUCGACAAUAUUAUUAUAUCGCGUCUUCUCCUUCAUAUACGAAGUAAUAAGGUUCCCCAACCUUCGCGUUGCUUUACUCAUACAUAAUUCGAAGGAGCGGGAUUUACCAUGGUCAAACCAACGAAAACACCCAAAGGUCAACCGGCGCGCAAGCACAAGAAGCGGCGUCUCUCCGACAAAGCCCACUUCGCUCGUCUCAUGAAGGAAGCAACGGAUGUUGCCCCUGAAGAAGUUACCUCUACAUCAUCCUCGUCUGCCGCAUCUACUUCAACCGCCCCAACUGCUCCCGCCCCCAACUACUCUAAUAUCCUCCUCAUUGAGAAAUUCCAGGAUGCCCUCGACACACGGACCGCUGUAUGCCGCCGCCUCGAGGUCCUCGUGCGGAGUUCAACUUUGUAUACUCCCUCAGCACAAGCUCGCUUGAUCAAGUGCUUACGAGACGACUACAUCCGGGGGGACAGAACGAGGAAAGUCAUUGACAAUCUGCGACAUUCCGAUUUCAUCAGUGCUGCAACCACAAGUCAGGAGGCAGAGUUUAUCACGAAAGAGGUUGUAGAGAGCACGAGACUGUUUUUUGAGGGAAGUAAGGAAUUGCAGGAAAUAGGUGAUCAAAUUGCAGCACAGUUUUCGUAGUAGAUUUCCGUCUCAAGCGCUACGUCCUUGGGUUUGUGCGCUAUCUUUCUUAGCAGCUGACGCGUUCUGUAUGUUUCAUGCUCGUUU